AUGUUGUAUUUAACAUAUCUCCUCGUGGCAACACUGCCUUUCUUUGGUAAUUGUGACAGCGGAAGGGAACCCGAAACGAGAGUAGUGGGUGGGGAUGAUGCGAAAGAAGGCGAAUUCCCUUACACGGUAUCGCUACGAUACAUUUAUAAGGGCGACAAUCAAAUGUAUCACUUCUGUGGUGGCGUGAUCAUCUACUCACAGUGGGUUCUGACAGCUGCACAUUGUAUAUCAAAUUACACGAUAAACCAAUACAAAAUAGUUGCUGGAACAAUAGUUUACAAUGGAGCUGGAAAAACAUACGAAGCAGAGAAAGCAUUUUUCAAUGGGUUCGAAUUGAAGACUCGUCAUAACGACAUCGCCAUUAUAAAGACGAAGACUAUCAUGCAAUAUGUCCAGAAAAAAAUCCAGCGCAUCCCGUUGGCCACUCAACAGGUGCCCCCUGGUGCUAAGGCUGUCAUAUCAGGGUGGGGAUAUAUUAAUCAUGUUGGUAAUCGAGUCCCAGACACCUUGCAAAAGGCAACGUUAACGGUCAUUUCCCAUAAACAAUGCAAAGAUUUUUAUAGUAAGAGAGCCGCAAAGGAACCAAUCGUUGAUACACAACUCUGCACCUAUGUCAGCGGCGAUGUAGGAAUUUGUCAGGGAGACUCUGGUGGUCCUCUAGUCUACGAAGAUGAGGUUGUUGGUAUAACUUCGUUUAACGUUCCCUGCGCUCGAGGCGCGCCGGAUGUCUUUGCAAAUGUGUUCAGUUACAGCCGAUGGAUUAAGAAGACAGUGGCGGACAAUACGUAA
This is a messenger RNA of Leptosia nina, 789 nucleotides long. The record is from the annotation of a GenBank genome assembly. NCBI's taxonomy places the organism in Eukaryota, Metazoa, Arthropoda, Insecta, Lepidoptera, Pieridae.